This is a messenger RNA of Gambusia affinis (western mosquitofish), 6202 nucleotides long. RefSeq names its product calcium/calmodulin-dependent protein kinase Ia (gene camk1a). The transcript is spliced from 12 exons. Lineage: Eukaryota; Metazoa; Chordata; Actinopteri; Cyprinodontiformes; Poeciliidae. The record is from RefSeq and is a predicted model, not a curated record. The coding region runs from base 245 to 1435 and encodes 396 amino acids. Gene Ontology annotation, molecular function: calcium/calmodulin-dependent protein kinase activity; calmodulin binding; ATP binding. Gene Ontology annotation, biological process: peptidyl-serine phosphorylation. Gene Ontology annotation, cellular component: intracellular anatomical structure.
GAGAAGGUGGCUCGACGACCAGAAACUAAAAUUUGCAGAUCCGUGUUGUUGACAGAACAGUUAAUGAUUUUAUGGUACACUACGUCCGUAGACGUCUGGAUUUCUUGACGUCAAAAGAAGUCUGAGCGCAUCCAGCGCUGCGCACAAGCUCAGCAACCACAUCUCUCCCAGAGGAAAGCAGGACACCGCACAGCUACAGAUCGCCCUUUAGCUUUAGUGUGGCGAAUCCAAUCAUCGUUGUAGGAUGCCUCUUGGUGAGGAUGGAAACGGAUGGAAGAAGAAGACAUCAGACAUCAAAGAACAUUAUGACUUCAAAGAAGUGCUGGGAACGGGGGCUUUCUCUGAGGUGGUUCUCGCAGAGGAGAAGAGGACUCAGAGGCUAGUGGCCAUCAAGUGCAUCCCUAAGAAAGCUCUGGAAGGAAAAGAGAACAACAUUGAAAACGAGAUCGCUGUUCUGCACAGAAUCAAGCACCCAAACAUUGUUUCACUGGAGGACAUCUUUGAGAGUAUGUCUCAUCUAUAUCUUGUCAUGCAACUAGUUUCUGGUGGGGAACUUUUUGACCGGAUUGUGGAGAAAGGGUUCUACACGGAGAGGGAUGCCAGCCAGCUCAUCCACCAGAUCUUGGAUGCUGUAAAAUAUCUCCAUGAUAUGGGAAUCGUCCACAGAGAUUUGAAGCCAGAGAAUUUACUGUACUACAGUAUGGACGAGGACUCCAAGAUCAUGAUCAGCGACUUUGGUCUGUCGAAGAUCGAGGGAGCGGGCAGUGUCAUGUCCACGGCGUGUGGUACUCCAGGUUAUGUGGCCCCCGAAGUCCUCGCUCAGAAACCAUACAGUAAAGCUGUGGACUGUUGGUCCAUAGGAGUUAUUUCUUACAUUUUACUCUGCGGAUAUCCUCCGUUUUACGACGAAAAUGAUGCCAAGUUAUUUGAGCAGAUUCUGAAAGCAGAGUAUGAAUUCGACUCUCCAUACUGGGAUGACAUCUCAGAUUCAGCCAAAGACUUCAUUUGUCAUAUGAUGGAAAAGGACUCCAUGAAGAGGUAUACUUGUGAGCAGGCUCUCCAACAUCCUUGGAUAUGUGGUGACACAGCUCUGGACAAGAAUAUUCAUGAAUCUGUCAGUGCUCAAAUCAAGAAGAACUUUGCCAAAAGUAAAUGGAAGCAAGCAUUCAAUGCCACGGCGGUGGUGCGACACAUGCGGAGGCUGCAGCUGGGCACCAGUCUCGAGGGACCGAGUCAGAUUACUCCCACCAGUCCCUGCCAUGGACAUCUGCUCCCAGAGGAGGAGGUGGAGGAAGAGGAGGAUGAACUGGGGAACGAGGAGGAGGAGAGCUUGUCCCACUACGAGGAUGGUCGUCGUGGAAGUAACGAGGGAAGCACAGAUCGGGACAGCCUGAGAAGCUGCACCUACUGCUGCAGGCCAACCAGUCGCAUCUAAGCAAAGCCUCCUGGUGUCAUGAUGAUUAAGUGUCUUUGGAGCACCCAGAACCCGCCCACCCAGUCUGGCCAGUAAGGCAGAGUAGAUAUUAGUCAAUGUCCACCAGAGCACAUACCCAGACAACAGUUCUCCUCUACUUUCUUUUUUUUUUUUAAAGAACCAAAUACAUGUUAGUUUUUUUUAUUAUUAUUAUUAUUAUUUUUAAAUAGAUUAUUAAUUCAGUUCUUUAAGAAAAGUAUUUGCCCAAUUACAGAUUGUUUGUUGGGGGGCUUUGUUGUCAUUAUUUUUGCCACACUUCAGUGUUUUGCUGCAUCAUUAAGCAAAUUAUGCUGUCAAAGAUACCAGGGGAGAUACAAGAAGCAGUUCUAAAGUGAUGAUUUCAAUUAUUAAGGCAUGCUAACAAAAGCAAGGUUAAGUACAGGGAAAGGUUCAUCUCAGCCUUUGCCUGUAAUUGACCCCAUUGUUGUUCAAUUUUACAGCCACAUAAAGGACUAGUUACUGCCAGACCAUCAGAAUCAGGAAGGAGUGUGAAAUAGGUUAAAAGAUCUCAAAGGAAUUAAAUAACAAAUGAGAAAUAAAAUUGCAAAGUUUAAGUUUGUAAAGUGUCCAAAAGCUUUCUUAAGCUAUGGGACCUACAUUGUACCACAGUAAGAGUCAUUAUCCUCAAAUAGAAAAAAAAACAGCCAAAAUUGUCAUCUAGAAAGUCACUUCUGAUGUGUAAAGCACUGCACAGUUCACAUGCCUGAGUAAAAUGUCCUCCAUAAGAGAUCUAAAGAGAAUAUCACUGCUGAUUGGACCUAAAUCUGUCAGAAAUCCUGUGAAGCAGCAGUUAUCAGGCUGUUAAAAUGUUCAAACGCUACAAUGUGCCUGAAUUAAAUUUCUUCAAAGAAGAGUAAGAUAACAUUCCUCCACUGAGAUAUAAAAAGACACAUUGCAGGUUAACCCACAGCUUGUUGGCAGUCUUUGCCAAGGACUGUUAAAUUUAGCAACCAAAUACUUUUUUUUUUACAAAGGGAUACAUUGUUUGAAUAGAUUUUACCUUUAAUAAAUGAAAUUACCAUUUGAGAACUGCAUUUUGUAUCAACUCAUGGGAUCUGAAACAUUUAGUUGUGAAAACAAACCAGAAACUAAAAAAAAAUCUGUAAGACUGCUUUGAGAAUGCAGAGGUUAUUUCAGUUUAAAAAGGUCUAACUCAGCAGUCCAUCCUUAUAAUGAAAUUAUCUUUUUUGUGCAGCGAUAACAGAGCAUGUUUGUUUUUUUUUUACCAAUGGUUCAGAAUGUUAGCUUCACAGGGGAUUUCAAUCAAAGAGGAGUUCUGAAAGCUUUGUCCUUUAUCGUAAUUGUUAUCUCAUUAUGUGAAACAUCUACCUCUAAUCAUAAUUUCUGUGUCUGCAUCCAUCUGGCCCACACACUCUACAAUACUGGCAGCUUUCCUUGAGAAAUCUGGCCAGGCAGGUCACAGAGAAAAUACUAUUUAAAGAGAGCCGGUACUUAAAGAGAGUCCUGCAGGUCUUUCUACUCUUUAUUCGUUAAUGAAAUGCCAGCCACUAUCCAAGAAGUGACUCUAGUCAAGUAAGUGAACAUUGUUUCUCCCUCAAGUUAUGUUUUAAUGCCUAGUGAACAACUCAGUUUGUGUGGAACCUCUUCAAAACAAAAGCCCACUCAGGGAACAUUUUAGAUAAAGUAAACCAUUUCAAUUAAAUUGAAUGCAGUUCUGUUGCAAUGUGAUUUGAUCAGUGGUGCCGGAUUCAUUUUUGAGGUGUUGGGGGGUGGAGGAGAGGUGGAGGUAGGGGGGUGUUUUGUCACCUCUGUUAUGCUCUGUGAAUGUCAGGUUCGCUCAUUUGUUCAAUUGAUAUGAUGGCACCUGUCAAUCAAUUCAGUGGAUUUGUUGCAAUUUGUCCCGAAGUAAACAGUAAACAUCCCUUAGCUGGAGGAGAACGUUUUUGGGUCUACCAUGCGCUGCGGUCUGGCUAGAUUUGAUGAUUGUUUGCUAUUAAAUGCAGUGCAGUCAUAGUGAUUUGGUGGAAAAUAAUCAGAAAAAACAUGUUAAGUUGUCAGUGGAGAACAUGCAGAAGGCAGCUUUUCACAGAGCAUUUAGAUGGCGGAAUGGACUUUAUUCCAUUUUAAAAACUGGAGUCUGGAAAAAUAUAAAAGACGGAUAAAUGCCUGCAGCCGACCUAAGAACAGCUGAAUACAGAGAUCGACGAUAUUAAAACACCAUGUUUGUAUGAAGGUUUUGUCAUCAUUACAUCAUUGGUGUGAAUGCACCAGUAGCAGGUGAAACAGUUGUCCAACUGGGUGACCCGUCUGCUCUUCAGUUUAUCAUACCACACACACACACACAUACAUACACACACCCAUACACACACACACACGCCCACAGCUCAGAACCGCGCACACAGUAAAAAGCUCUGGCAGGAUCCAAACGACUGCUCUUAGAACUACGGGAGGAUUCAGACUCUGCUCAUUCAUUUUUAGCUUACAGAAGAAGAGCCAAAUUUACAAAAGUAAAUUGACCAAUAACAUUUAGGCUUUUCGUGCGCACCUUCAUGGACUCACACAGACUUGUUACGUACAACUAACUAUAAUACACUUUAGUUAAAAAAUAGACAGAUUAACUCCAGUUAAUUCCAGCUGAAUAUAGAUCAGCUCAAGUAAAUACUAACUCAAAUUUAUUUGAGAUUUUCACCCCCAAAUGUAACCCAAGUCAGUCCACUGUAACACAGUUCAACUUAAAAAUCCUACUAAUAAAACUAAUCUGGUUUAUCCCAGUUAUCACCCAACUGACUAAAAUUUACUAAAUAAUUUUAACUGAAUACAAUAUAUUUAAGUCCCAAUAUAAUCUGCCAUAUUCAAAUUCUGUCACAGUUCAGCCCAUUUUUACAUCUCAUCUACUCAAAUGUUUUCUAACUGAAUGAAAAUUUCAGUCAAGUGAAGCCCAAUUUAAUCUAAUUCUUUAUUGGAUACAGUUUAGAUCUAUCAAGUGUGUAGUGGGCAUUAAUGGCUGGAUAUUCUAUUCAUGAAUAAAUACAAAAUGCCAAGCUUAAAAUGUAAUUUUCCCCAACAAAUGCUGUUUUUAUGUGGAUGAGAAGUGAAAACACUGCAAAAAAAGUUCAGAUCAGAUGGAUAAUAACACAACAUUUAACAGUUAAUUUAACAGUAAACGUGUUUUGUGAUCAUAAAAGAGCUGCCUGUCUGAAAGCUGAGCGUUUAUUACUGCAAAAUUAAGUUUUUUGGGGUUUUUUAUUUUGUCUACUACUAUUUUUUUCUUUUUUCUCCUGACUAAUUACCACUUUGUGUACACAAUAUGGAGAUACCUGAAAGUAGCAAUUAAAACAUGAGGUUUUUGGACCCUAUAUUCUGGCUCAGACUGGGUUAGUAAUGGGUGGUGUUGACCUGAAGUGUCUGCAUGCUUCCUGUCGGGGAAAACCAUUGAAAUGUAUGAAUAUCCAAAAGGAGACAUUUUUGUUUGUUUGUUUUAUGGCUGUUUUGUUAUCAGAGGCUCAAACUGAGAUCCCCACUGUUUAUAUCCAUGAGCUCUUAUGCCAUGAGGAAUACAGAAACACCAUGCUUAUUUUCACCAUUUUGUUUUCAGCAAAAAAAAAAACAAAAAGAAAAAGACAAAAAGAAACAGUAAAAAAGAAAAUACAGUGAUAAAAAUACAGAAAUCCACAGGCUGUCAGUCUCCUGUCCUGGCCCAGACCCGGCUCAUGUUGAGUCGGGAGGAUCUCAGUCUGGGCGCUCUGCCUGCUCUGUGCUGUGCACCUCUAGUGGAAGAAGUUUUGGUCUACUGUUUGCAUGACCUGGUUUAAUAUGUUUACAUGAAUGAUGAUCAAUUAGUCUAAACACACAAUUUAAUAUUACUAUGUUGUAUUGAAAACUGAUGUAAUUUUUGAGCUAUAUAAUGUGAAGUGAUUAACACCUGAAGUAAUGUUGACAAAGUACAACACAGCACAGUGGACUUAUCAUUUGCAUUGACUCAAACAGUCAAGUCUCUUUCUGAGUGAUCUUUUUUCUGUACUAUGUUUAUUUAUGGCUUUGUUUUCCUGCUUGUUUUUUAGUUUUAUUUUAUUUUUCCUCAUCUUUGACCCUACUAAAGAAAAAAACACAUAUCAGCUAAUUAAAUUAAAAGACCUGAAUUAAAAAGACCUCUAAUCCUGAUAUUCUCCAUAUCAUUACAAGUAUAAAAGAAUGUAUCGCAUGAUAUGUUAGAUUCUGUUUCAAGAAAAAAAAAAGCUUUAGAAACUCAGUGAACUAACCCAUCAACUGAUCCUCCUUCGUUAAAGAAUUUUGUUUCAUAUGUAGCUGUUAAAUGUGGGUCCAUAGUACAAAAAAAAAAAAAAAAAAAAGGACAAAUCACUCUGGAUUUACAUGACUGUAAUUGUGGAAUAUAUGCAAACUGUGUUUGAAGGGCUUCAUGUUGAGUGUACUAUAGCCAAUGUUGAUAACUUUGAUAACCUGGCCAUUUUAUGUUUGGUAAAGACUUCCCGUUGGGAUUUAUCUCCACCUGGCUGUUUUUUUUUUUUUUUUUUAAAGCUUCUGUUACCCGUUACAAACACACUAAAAUGCAUAAAGAAACACAUGUAUAUUAUAUAUAUAUAAAUAUAUAUAUAUAAAAAAAUAUAAAUAUGAGUAUAUAUUGUAUAUCCUUUUUUGUAAAAGCUGUUUUGAGCUACAAAUGUAUGGAUGCAAUGCAUCAUGGGUUAUUGAAAAAGUUGUAUGAAAAUACGAUUUGUACCCACAAAGAAAUGACUGCAGGAAAUGAAA